GGAAAGUAGCUCGGAAGGUGCUGGGAAUACCCUAGCCCUGCUGAGGUGUGGGGAGCAUUCGGGCUGGGGGCUCGGCGCUUUCUCUGAGUGACAGCCCGGCCCACUGACAGCUGCAGCUGGGGCCCCUGGGGCUAUUUCGGGGCGUGAGCUCACGGCAGCUGCGCUGGCGCAGGGGCCGGCGUGCCCCCCUCAGCUGUAGCAGCCGCUGCCCUUAAUUUAGAAGGUUCCUGUAAAUCCUCCUGGAUUAAAUGUCUCUUGAGAGGCGGGGCUCUUCCGCGGCUUGAGUGCCUCAGUUUACCCUGAGUCCCAGACUCUGGGUUUGCGUCACCGAGGUGGUGGUGAUAGCGGAGAGUCUCACCGAGGACUUGAGGAAACUGAGGAAGGAAAAAGGAACAAGAGUUAAAGAAGAGGGAUAUCUGGAAAAGGCAGCCUCUUCUUUCCAAUAGUCAGCCAUUUUCCAGAACCUGGGACCCCAUUUCUAGAGGACUGGCUUGGAGAGAAGAUGUCCCGUAUGGAGCUGGCGUUGGAUCCGGGUGACCAGGAUCCGCUGGGCUUCCUGGUAGAGGAAAGCGGCAAUUUGGGGGCGGAGCACAAGGCCUCGGACCUUACUCCGGACUGGGAACAGCCGCUUUCUGAAGCCCUGAGCGAUUGGGAUGUAGAGGAUUUCCUGAUUUCCCUGCUGAGUCCCCCAGCAUCGUUGAACGUUCGCAGCUCCUCUAACUCCUGUAUUGUCCACCAUGAUCACACUUACUCUCUCCCACACGAACAUGACUCCAUAGAUAUAGGUAGUGGAAGCUGUGGAGAAGAGAAGACCCAGAUGAUUCCACUGCAUGUGGAGGAGCUGGCAGAGCAGCCCCAGGAGAUUGAUCGGCUUAUAUUGACAGAUGAGGAGAAGAGGCUGUUGGAGAAGGAGGGGCUUACUCUGCCUGAGACUCUUCCUCUCACCAAGAUGGAGGAACAAGUUCUGAAACGAGUGCGGAGGAAGAUUAGAAACAAAAAGUCUGCUCAGGAGAGCCGGAGGAAGAAGAGGGUGUAUGUGGGAGGUUUAGAGAGCAGGGUCUUAAAAUAUACAGCCCAGAAUCUGGAGCUACAGAACAAAGUCCAGGUCCUGGAGGAACAGAAUCUGUCUCUUCUAGAUCAGCUGAGGAGACUCCAGGCCAUGGUGAUUCAGAUAUCAAACAAAACCACCAGCAGCAGCACUUGUGUCUUGGUUCUACUGUUCUCCUUCUGCCUCCUUCUCGUUCCUGCUCUGUACUCCUCUGACACAAGAGGGAGCCUGCCUACUGAGCAAGGAGUGUUGUCCCGCCAGCUUCGUGCCCUCCCCGGUGAGGACCCUCACCAGCUGGAGCUGCCUGCUCUGCAGUCAGAGGUACUAAAGGACAGCUCAGACCAUGAGCUCCAGGCUCCUGGCAACUUUUGCUGCCUGUUCUGCCACAUGCUUCAGGCUCCCGGUGCAGAGCCUCCCCUGAAGUUGCCACUCUCUGACGUCUUCUCAAAGUCCCCCUGCCCAGGUCCCAUCCUCUUCCUGCAUGCAAAUAACACCAGGAAGGAGGGAUGGCUCCCUAACCACAGCCUCUCACCUGUUACUUUGCAGGGUGGCUACUCAGGCUAGAUGUGAGGAUGGGGAGGUUCCCUGACCUAGAGCCUGGGGCCCUCCAGUCUGUGUCCAAAUGAAUAGGAAAGGGCUAGCCUCAGCUCCUGUGCCCUGUCAGGAAGCCUGCGGGCUCAAACACACCACACUUAACCGGCUUUCUGGGUCUUUUAUUUCUACCUGUGUAUGUUUCUUUACCCAUGAAUCAACCUAGGGAAUUAACUGACCUCCUUGAGCAUUUCAUGCAUUGAGAAGGAAUGGGGUGAGCAAAGAAAUAAAUAAGUAAUUUUGA
This is a messenger RNA of Manis pentadactyla (Chinese pangolin), 1883 nucleotides long. It is a transcript of the gene CREB3, whose product is annotated as cAMP responsive element binding protein 3. Lineage: Eukaryota; Metazoa; Chordata; Mammalia; Pholidota; Manidae. Gene Ontology annotation, cellular component: nucleus. The record is from RefSeq and is a predicted model, not a curated record. Gene Ontology annotation, molecular function: DNA-binding transcription factor activity, RNA polymerase II-specific; RNA polymerase II cis-regulatory region sequence-specific DNA binding. Bases 503 to 1612 code for a protein of 369 amino acids. Gene Ontology annotation, biological process: regulation of transcription by RNA polymerase II. The transcript is spliced from 11 exons.